Molecule: messenger RNA, 3399 nt
Organism: Drosophila serrata
Lineage: Eukaryota; Metazoa; Arthropoda; Insecta; Diptera; Drosophilidae
Gene: Dpp10
Product: Dipeptidyl peptidase 10
Biological process (GO): proteolysis
Cellular component (GO): plasma membrane
Molecular function (GO): dipeptidyl-peptidase activity; serine-type peptidase activity
Source: RefSeq, a predicted model, not a curated record
GGCCUAAAAGUAUGCAGCAUCAUUAGCGUCAGAGCGAAGGACUCGCCAAAAACUACACACCAUCAAGAGGGGGAAAACAAAGGAAAAACUGAGCAGAAAAAAACACCCAAGCUGCAGCCGGCAAAAAUUGAAAAUGUAUGCUCAUUAGUAAUGGCAGAUGCGAAGCGAGAGGCAAAAACUAACUGAAAAGCGCAUUGCAAGGACCGAACCGACAGCGACAAGUUCCUAAGUCAAACGCCAUUCAUAAUUAGCAACAACAAUAACAACAACAGCAACAGCACCGGCAACGGCUGGCAGAUGGGCACAAGGACACUGGAACAUCUGGCACAAGUCAAGGACGAGCUGUAAAAUAAUUCGCAUCGAAAGCAUGGCCCAAGGAAGCAACUUCAGUUAUCUCGAGCCCCACCAGAAGACGCCAGAGUCCUCGUCAGCGAGCUGAUUUCGAGAACUCGACAAAUUAGCAGAGCGGGCAAAUUAUCGCCGGGGAAAUUGAUAGAUUCGAUUAGCAAUAUAAAAAGCUCAGAGACGGAGAUAGCAGCCGGCGGCUCCUUUAAUUUGUCACAACCACCAAAAGCAGCAACCAUCCCAUCGGACUUCCGCCAAAAUCCAUCGCUUUAAGCCAACAAACAUCGAGUCAUGCCUGAGCAGGAUAAUUACGAUGAUGAGUUGGUCUCCAGUAAUCCGAAUCAGCGGAACUGGCGUGGGAUCCUCAUCGCCCUCCUGGUCAUCAUCAUCGUCCUGGCCCUGAUUGUUACAUCGGUGGUGCUGCUCACGCCGCCCGAUGAGGGACCGCGGGUCAAGGGUCAGCGCAUCAAGCUGCAGGACAUUGUCGAUGGCCUCUUCACGCCGCAGCAUGCCAACGGCAGUUGGAUCGAUGGCGAGGAGUUCCUGUACCAGGACCAUUUGGGUCGCAUCUGUCUACUGAAUGCAGCCAAUCGCUCGGAACGUGUCCUCAUGUCCAAUGUGACAUUUAAAACCCUGGCCCCCUUCACCUUCACCAUAUCGGCGGACAAGCGGUAUCUGCUUCUGGCCCAGAAUGUUGUGAAACUGUUCCGUCACUCCUACCUGGCCCAAUACACGCUCUACGACAUUCAGACCAGUGAGAGCAUCAAGUUGCGGCACAGUCCGCACCAGGAUGAGUGGCCGUAUCUGCACUUUGCGCGUUUCACACCCGCCGGAAAUGCAUUGGUCUGGGUGCAGGGAUACGACAUAUAUUACCGGACAGAGGUGCGGAGUCCAAUGGUGCAUCGGAUUACUCACGAUGCGGUGCCCGGAGUGGUGUACAAUGGCAUACCGGAUUGGUUGUAUGAAGAGGAAAUUCUCCAUGCAAAUAAUGCGAUUUGGAUGUCGGACAACGGACAACUGAUGUUGUAUGCCACCUUCAACGAUACGCACGUCCAGGAGCAGCACUUUGCCUGGUAUGGCACGACUGGUUCAUCCGGCGGAGCGGCUGCAGCUGCAGCGGCAGCGGCGGCAACAGGAGGUGGAACUGGCGGUGGAACGGGAGGAAGUGGCGCCUCAGCGGGCAGCAGUAAUCCGCAUGCCAACCUAUACCCGGAAAUCAGGUCCUUACGGUAUCCAAAGCCGGGCACUCAGAAUCCCACAGUGACCUUGCGGGUUGCGGAUCUAAAGGAUCCGCAAAAGGUUCGCAUCACCGACCUGCGACCACCUCAGAUACUAGCUCACGAAGAUCACUACUUUAGCAGCGCCAGUUGGGUAAGUCACUCAAAGAUCGCCGUCGUUUGGCUGAAUCGUCCCCAGAACAUCUCCGUGGUCAGUGUGUGCAAGGCUCCCGCCUUCGAGUGCAUCGAGACCCACCGGGUGAGCGGCGAUGGACGCGGCUGGGUGGACACUGUUGCUGUGCCUCUGUUUGCAGCCAAUGCCAGCCUCUAUGUGGCCAUCUCCCCGCUGCGAGACGGUCUGUUUGGCUAUUUCCGGCACAUCGUGCACGUGGACAUCGACAAUAACAGGGUGCUGCCCCUCACCCAUGGCCCGUACGAGGUGAAUCGAUUGUUGCACUGGGAUCAACUGGAUAAUUGGAUCUACUUCCUUGGCACUCCAGAGCGCCUGCCCUCGCAGCAGCAUCUAUAUCGCGUAUCCGCCCUGCCGGCCCGUCAAGGACAAGCAUUGCAGCCACCAGACUGCCUGACGUGUCCCGCACUGACGCAGCAAGCCGAGGGCUAUGAGGAAGGUCAUACCAAGUCACCACCGAAGCUGGUGACUGCCUGGGACGAUGACUGGGAGGACUCCGAGGAGACAGAAGCUCAGCCACCGCCGCAACCUGCGUUGCCAGUGGAGCAGCAGCGACCGGGAAGGGGUCAAAGUGCUCCUUUGCCACCGCCUCCAAGCGAUUGCCUGUACCAUGAGGCCCAGUUUCCCCCUCGAAGAGCUAAAUAUGUCCUGGUCGAUUGCCUGGGUCCUGUGGUACCCACCUCCAUUAUCUACGGCCUGAAAUUCUCCACUAUUGCCAAGGUGAAGAGGCAGAGCACACAGCAAGAAGAACCUCCCACGGAUGGCGGCGAGCAGAAGAUGUCGGAGGAAUCCAAGUCACAGUUCCUGGAACUCCUGGUCACCGUGCAGAAUAACACUCGGUUAAAGGAGAAAAUGGCCAAGACAGCCAUGCCGCAGGUGAAGACCUUCCCCGUGAUGAUCUCCGGAGGAUAUCAUGCCCAGGUGCGGCUCUACCUUCCGCCUGUUCUGCGCGAGGAUGAGAUCACGCGAUAUCCCACCAUUUUGCACGUUUACUCGGGACCCGGCUCUCAGCUGGUCACCGAUCGUUGGCAUGUCGAUUGGAACACCUAUCUGGCGGGCAGCAAGGACUAUAUUGUGGUGGAAAUCGAUGGACGAGGAUCCGCGGGACAGGGUUACCAGCUACUCCAUGAGGUCUACAAGCGCUUGGGCAGCGUUGAGGUGUCCGAUCAAUUGGAGGUCAGUGAGUACCUCAGGGAUAACCUGCACUUUAUCGACUCUCGAAGGAUGGGAGUCUGGGGAUGGAGUUAUGGCGGAUACACAGCUGCAUUGGCCCUGGCUGGCCAACAGUCGAUAUUCCAGUGCGGAAUAAGUGUGUCACCGGUGACCAAUUGGAAGCUAUAUGAUUCCACCUAUGCCGAACGCUAUCUGAGCUUCCCCAAUGUGACGGAUAACUACAAGGGUUACGAGGAGAGCGAUCUGUCCAAGUAUGUGGAUAAUCUAAGGGAUCGCCAGUUCCUGCUCGUCCAUGGCACUGCCGAUGACAACGUACAUGUGCAGCAAUCUAUGGUACUGGCCAGAUCACUGACCAGCAAGGGAGUCCUCUAUAAGCAACAGAUAUAUCCGGAUGAGGGUCAUAGUUUAUCGGGGGUCAAGCGACAUUUGUACCGCUCGAUGACUGCCUUUUUCGAGGAUUGCUUCAAGAAACUG